UUCUCCUCACCAGCCUGACAAAUCUGAUUCAGUGACGUCGGUUUCCUGCGACGAGACGAGUCACCAAAACAAAGCGUGUGGUGGGCUGCAAGGCUGCAACAGUGUAACUCUGCUAAAAUAGCUGGCUUCAUAAGAUGAUAAAAUGCCAAUUUGCUGGCUUAUCAGCGAGGAGGGCAACCAUAAACCCAUUCGACUGCCUCACUUACAGACAGUUGUUCUGGGUCGAGGUCCAGAGACGACUAUUAAAGACAAAAAAUGCUCUCGGCAGCAAGUUGAAUUAAAAGCAGAAUGCAACAAAGGUUAUGUCAAAGUUAAACAGCUGGGCGUGAACCCGACCUCCAUAGACUCUGUGGUGGUGGGUAAGGACAGUGAGGUGAAAAUGAAGCCCGGACAGCAGCUUCAUAUUGUCAAUCAGCUCUACCCAUACACUGUACAGUUCAAGGAGGAUCCCACCGGGCACCACAGCGGCACCAAAAGACCCAGAGAGCUGGCUUCAGAGGACAAAGAGAGCUGCAGAGAGGCUUCAAGCAUGAAAACAGCCAAACAGACAGACAAGGUCUCUGUGUCAGUCAGCCAUGAAGAAGCCACAAAAAACAGUGAAGGUUUUGGACAUUGGAGCAAAGGUCUGAAGACCUCAAUGCAAGACCCAAAGAUGCAGGUGUACAAGGAUGAUAAAGUAGUGGUAAUCAAAGAUAAAUACCCCAAAGCUCGCUACCACUGGCUGGUCCUCCCAUGGCAGACCAUUUCCAGCUUAAAGGCCUUACGUGGGGAGCACUGUGACCUGGUGAAACACAUGCAGAAAGUUGCUGACCAGAUGGUUCAGCAGUGCCCAGAUGCUAGCUUGCUACGUUUCCGCACAGGGUACCAUGCCAUUCCAAGUAUGAGUCAUGUACACCUCCAUGUGAUCAGCCAAGACUUCGACUCUCCUUGUUUAAAGAACAAAAAGCACUGGAACUCAUUCACAACUGACUAUUUCAUGGAGUCUCACAGUGUCAUUCAGAUGCUUGAAACAAAUGGAAGGGUCACCGUCAAAGAAGGAACCAGCGAAUUGUUGAAACUACCUCUCUGCUGUCACAUGUGUCACAAAGAGCUUUCUACUAUACCAGCUCUAAAGGAACACCUGAAGUCUCACUUUCCCAGCUAAGAAAGUGACCUCAAAGUGAAUACAUGCUUCAGAUGUGUAUGGGUUCAAUAUAGGACUGUAGUGUGUUGGGCAUUUCCGCCCCUGUUAAUUCUGAUUUAUGGUUUUAUAAAAAAUGUCAUUGUGUGACCGAAACACAAUGUUGUAACUAUAGUUAUUUAUCAGUAGGUUUAAGAAGAGGGUCACUGUGAAGAUGCAUGUGACUUAGGUUGGAUUUCAUCAGUUUUGUUUGCCAUAUCUCCAGAUUGGGAAAUUGUAAUAUUGCAUCUGUUGUUCCCACAUUUUCAAACAUGUUAAAAUAGGUUGUAUUAAAUGUUUUCUAAGAACUUAA
This is a messenger RNA of Perca flavescens (yellow perch), 1472 nucleotides long. RefSeq names its product aprataxin (gene aptx). Gene Ontology annotation, cellular component: nucleus. NCBI's taxonomy places the organism in Eukaryota, Metazoa, Chordata, Actinopteri, Perciformes, Percidae. Bases 143 to 1144 code for a protein of 333 amino acids. The record is from RefSeq and is a predicted model, not a curated record. Gene Ontology annotation, biological process: single strand break repair. The transcript has 7 exons. Gene Ontology annotation, molecular function: protein binding; single-stranded DNA binding; single-strand break-containing DNA binding.